GGCGAAGCCUGAUUUUUGGUUUGAGAGGGAAUCGGUGCUUGGUCCUCUGCUUGAGGAGAUGGAGAUUAAGCUUUUGGGGAUGGCGGAACUUGGACUUCCGAAGUAUAUGGGGUGCCUUCCACAGAGCUUCUACACUUUGAAGAACCUGACUGUUGCGAAGCUAGAAAGGGUUAUAUUAAUGAAUGCAGCAGAGGAGUCCGUUUUGCUUCCCAAUCUGAAGAUUUUACAGCUUACUCGUGUGAGGGUUACGAACUUCGAGCCAUUAACCAGGUUCAUUUCAGGUUGCCCUGCUCUAGAGACUGCCCAUAUGGAGAAUUGCUCUUCCUCCGAGAGAAAUGAGAAUGACAUACUCGAUGUUUCCUUACCAUCCUUGAAGAACUUGAAGAUUAUCGACAGAGACUAUUCUUCUGGUAAUGAGACGUGCCCCGUUGUAAUCCGAGCGCCAAAUCUUGAGGAUCUUUAUUUUGAGGUGUCUGCAAAGUUGCGGUUCAUGGGCAGCACACCAUUGCCAUGCCUUCAUUCAGCACAUGUUGAAGUUGAUGAAAAUAAAAGCUUGGACCAUUCCCUGAUUGGGUUUUUCACUCUAAUCUCCAAUGCGAAGAAAAUGAGCUUAACUAGGGAGACUCUGUGUCAUCUGUCUCGUCUCACUGAUGUUCAAUUGCCUGUUUUCCCCAACUUGACUCAUUUGACAAUGGGAACCGACUGCGACAUCUGGGUUCUGCACUCGUUGCUCAACUCAGCCACCAAAUUGCAUUCUCUUGUUAUUGACUUGGAGUAUUGCCAUGAUCUAAUGAACUGGGAUUGGAGGCAAGCUGAUUCUAGGCCUGAGUGUCUGUUAUCAAGCCUCGAGGAAAUUGUGAUCGAGAAUCUAGUAGCAGGUGAAGACGAGAUGAGCAUUGUUGCGUAUUUGCUCGAGACGGGAGCUGUCCUUAAGAAGGUGAAGGUGCACUUAAAUGUAAAUUAUCUCUAUAUGCUCGGCCGCGAAAGUCGUGGGUCACUACUGAAACUUUCAAGAAGAUCGAGAGCUUGCAAAGUCGAGCUUUUCCCCCACGAGGAAGAGUAAGAUAUCUACGGCGAUAGUGAUGAUGAGAGCGACACUGACGAUGACAUGAAUGAUCCCUGACAACAUUGCUAACGAGAUCGACAAAGAUGAGGCUUGUGACAAUGAAGAUAUUCUCUUGGAAGAAUGUUUGUGGGCAAGGAGCCUCUGUCUUUUAGGUGAUGAAACUACUACCCUUUGAUUUUGUUAUCCUAUUCACUAGGGCAAACGCUGUGGCUGCCUGUUUUUGUACUACUGGUUGGAGAUAAUGCUGAUUGCUGAGACUAUAGGCUGUUUUAUGCUCCCUUGUUUCUGUAAGUUGACUAUAGAAAGCGUCAACUCAAGUUCGUCCAUAUUUUGUCUUCUUAGGAGAUGGAUUGUUAGAUAAUAAAAAAUUGAGGAUUGAUCACUGUGUUUGUAAGGUUUUGUAACUACCGGAAGUUGAGAAGAGAUUGUAAAACAAGCUGACAGGUUGACGCCUAGAGAGCAAUGUUUUAGAAACCGUUACUAGCUAGCCCAGAUCGGAAAUAUUGAAUACCGAAUCCAAAACAGCAAUUUUAAUGAUACGAAAUAGUCAAGCCACGAUUUUAUAUCACUGUAUAACUUUCGAUACAGUUUCACAAUCAAAACAAAAAAAACGUCUUUCAGACUAGGAACAUAUACAGUUGUAUUGUAAAAUAUGGAGAAAAAAACAAAAAAGAACUGAAAUUGAAGUGCAGUUCUACUAUUCCCAUUGAGGCCCAUGGAGUCACUCGGCCCACUAUUUAACCCCAGCAAGGCCUAACACUGUUCCCUAUGUUUCCCGCUUGUUCUCCGCCAACUCUUUCCCCAAUCUGUCCGCUUGCCGUCUCAUUUUCCUCUACCGAACAGACUGAUGACAAUGGAGCAUGGUCCAUUAAAUCGUAUCGUUCAACCACAAAAUAUCAGUAUCGGAGGCUAGACCGAUAGGCGGUAUUUAACAGUACUAAUGGUUGAACUACGGUUAAACCACGGUUUUAUCAUAAAAUACCAUAUCGCUGACUUUUCCGGUACGUUUUCAUGGACCAUGCAAUGGAGACGAAGAACAAAAUCUGCAGCACAGGGUCGGAAAUCGGCGAUGAAGACAGGCUCAGCUCGUUACACAGGAGGCACUUGCUAUUUACCCGCUUCGUCGAUAAAGUACUGGGUCAGCACACGAGUCUCAAUUCUGUUCGCCGUUUCCGCUUCCAUUUAUCUCAUUCAAAGAGGAUUUCUGAAGCUGGGUUUGACAGGAAAUUGGUGUUUGGGCUCCAAUGGAGGAGAUCGAUGUUAUGAUUUCGAAAAAGCAGAGAUUCGGAGAACCCUUGCGCUUGAGCUGCAUUCCAGCGAGCUUCUACACUUUGAAGAAUCUGAGAGUUGCCAAGCUUUCUUUCUGGGGUUGUACUGGGUGCAAUAAUAAACCAGUCCGUUUUUC
Messenger RNA from Linum trigynum, 2471 nucleotides. The record is from the annotation of a GenBank genome assembly. Lineage: Eukaryota; Viridiplantae; Streptophyta; Magnoliopsida; Malpighiales; Linaceae.